Molecule: messenger RNA, 288 nt
Organism: Knipowitschia caucasica
Lineage: Eukaryota; Metazoa; Chordata; Actinopteri; Gobiiformes; Gobiidae
Source: the annotation of a GenBank genome assembly
AUGGUAGUGACAUGGGGAGAGGAGGAAGAGCUGUGUCCACAACGUCAGAGCCAAGCCAAAGGUGUGCACUGCUGUCGUCUGCCUCUUGCUUUGACCCUCUUUCUGCUGCCUGGAGCUAAACUCGGGUCGUCCCCUGGAUUUCACUUUGUCACAGAGGAGCACAGUCAAGAGCUCGGACCCAGAAGGGAGCAGGCAGCAGGCCCUAAUGAUGAGAGCAAGUGUAGGAGGCUCCCCCCAGCACACACGUCUCUGCUGGAGGCCCUGAAGUGUCAACCCACUUGUCUCUGA